This is a messenger RNA of Elephantulus edwardii (Cape elephant shrew), 639 nucleotides long. It is a transcript of the gene CLDN20, whose product is annotated as claudin 20. The record is from RefSeq and is a predicted model, not a curated record. Gene Ontology annotation, cellular component: plasma membrane; bicellular tight junction. NCBI's taxonomy places the organism in Eukaryota, Metazoa, Chordata, Mammalia, Macroscelidea, Macroscelididae. The transcript has a single exon. Bases 1 to 639 code for a protein of 212 amino acids. Gene Ontology annotation, molecular function: structural molecule activity. Gene Ontology annotation, biological process: cell adhesion; bicellular tight junction assembly.
AUGGCCUGGGCAAGGAUCCAGCUCUUUGCUUUCGGCCUGGCCUUAUCCGGCGGCUCUGGGGUGCUCGCGGCCACGCUUCUGCCCAACUGGAAGGUGCACGUGGACGGGGGCUCGGGCAUCAUCACAGCCCUGGUGCAGAUGCAGGGGCUGUGGAUGGACUGCACGUGGUACAGCACUGGCAUGUUCAGCUGUGCCCUCAAGUUCUCCAUCCUGGCCCUGCCCGCCCAUGUGCAGGCCGCCCGGGCCGCCAUGGUGCUGGCCUGCCUCCUGUCCGCACUCGGGAUCUGCACAUCCACCGUGGGGAUGAGCUGCACGCGCCUGGGAGGGGACCCCAAAACCAAAAGCCACGCUGCCUUUGCCGGCGGGCUCUGCCUUCUGUCCGCGGGGCUCUCAGGCCUCAUCCCCACAGUGUGGUACACCCAGGAGAUCAUAGCCGAUUUCCUGGACCCCAUGGUGCCCGAGGGCAGCAAGCAGGAGCCCGGGGGUGCACUCUAUGUGGGCUUCGUGGGGGCUGCACUGCUGCUGGUCUCGGGGCUGCUGUUCUGCGCGUCCUGCUUGCGCAUGAAGCCACAGGCCUGGGUCCAGGCGCCUGGGCAGCCGGACAGCGAUCCAUCGUAUGAUCGCAAGGAUUAUGUGUGA